GCUAACGUUACACCAAAGCACUUCUCCAAAUGGCCGGAAGAUGGCGGCGUUGCAAAAGCCAUGCAUGAGAUGACAGUACGCGUCAAAGGAGGUGGGAUUUCCUCUCCUCCUUAACAUCAUCCUCCUACUCCUCCUAGGGAUGUAUCGGCGUGCGGUGCAACUGUUUUAUGUAUGAUCUUGGUCAACGGCCGCUGAAAUGCUCUAUUUGUUACCAGUGUCAUCAGUAGCCAUACGAAAGGUUUAAACGACCUAUUCGGUGGUUCCCGAGAGACAUCGAUUCAGUGUGAUUUAGGUAGAGGAUGUGUUGAUUUUUCUCUUUCGGGGUGCAGCAGUGAGACAGCAUCUUUGCCGGGUGACACAUCAUUAUUACGAGUGGACAAGCCCCGUAGGACACCAUGUCGGACAAAAGUGACCUAAAAGCAGAGCUGGAGCGGAAGAAGCAGCGCCUCGCCCAAAUCAGGCAGGAAAAAAAGAUAAAGGAGGAGGAGAGGAAGAAGAAAGAGGUAAGGAAAAAAUCAGAGAGCCAGCAGAAGAGAGAGGCCACCCCAGAGGAUUCAGACUUAGACCGCAAGCGCAGGGAGACUGAGGCCCUGCUACAGAGUAUUGGCAUCUCACCAGAGCCUUCACUAGUCCCGACCCCUGUGUCCCCCUCCAAAUCAGUGAGUACACCCAGUGAGACGGGGAGCCAGGAUUCAACUGAUGGAGGAGCAGCAGGCAGGUCAGGUUUCUCUAAAAACAAGUCCCAAGCACAGACCUCAAGGACGCUGCAGUGGGACACAGACCCCUCUGUGCUGCAGCUGCAGGCUGAUUCUGAGCACGGGCGCAGGAUGCAGAGGCUGGGAGCCUCUAAGAUCACACAGGUAGACUUCCUUCCCAAAGAGGUGGUCUCUUACUGCAAGGAGACGCAGACGCCACUCACCGCCCACCUGUCUGAAGUAGAGGAGGAAGAGGAAGAUGAGGAGAUGAUGGAGGCAAAGCCGGGCUCCGAGUUGGAGCAGCAGGAUGAAGAUGACAACAGGGAAAACAAAGAAGGCUCAUUUCCAGUUCUGCGGGAGCUGACAGAGGAGGAGAGGCAGCAGAUCCUGCACUCUUCUGAGUUUCAGAGUUUCUUUGACUGCAGCAUCCGGGUGAUGGAGAGAGCUCUGGCUGAAGACAGCAACAUCUUCUUUGACUACGGCGGCCGGGAGCUGGAGGACAAAGAUGGAGACUUGGGCAGUGGUUCCAGUCUGUCUUUCAGCCGACUCUUCUACGAUGAACACUGGUCAAAACAUCGCGUGAUCACCUGCCUUGACUGGUCACUUCAGUAUCCUGAGUUGCUGGUUGCCUCCUAUAACAAUAAUGAAGAUGCUCCUCAUGAACCGGAUGGUGUUGCCCUAGUAUGGAACAUCAAAUUUAAGAAGGCCACACCAGAGUACAUCUUUCACUGUCAGUCUCCAGUAGUAUCUGUGGGCUUUGCCAGGUUUCAUCCCAACCUGGUGGUGGGGGGGACUUACUCGGGACAGAUCGUCCUGUGGGACAACCGCAGUCACCGUCGGACCCCCGUCCAGAGGACUCCUCUGUCUGCUGCUGCACACACUCACCCAGUCUACUGUGUGAACGUGGUCGGCACCCAGAAUGCCAACAACCUGAUCACUGUGUCUACAGACGGCAGGAUGUGCUCCUGGAGUCUGGACAUGCUUUCCCAGCCACAGGAGACUAUGGAACUGGUGUACAAUAAAUCCAAACCCGUGGCGGUGACAGGCAUGGCUUUUCCCACGGGAGAUGUUAACAACUAUGUGGUCGGGAGCGAGGAGGGCACUGUGUACACUGCAUCCAGACAUGGCAGCAAGGCGGGUAUCUGUGAGAUGUUCGAGGGCCACCAGGGGCCGGUGACGGGCAUCAGCUGCCACAGCGCAGUGGGCACCGUCGACUUUUCCCACCUCUUCAUCACAUCCUCCUUCGACUGGACCGUCAAACUCUGGAGCACCAAGCACAACAAGCCUCUGUACUCGUUUGAGGACAACGCCGACUAUGUGUAUGACGUAAUGUGGUCGCCUGUACACCCUGCGAUCUUCGCCGCCGUAGAUGGCAUGGGCCGCUUAGACCUGUGGAACCUCAACAACGACACGGAGGGCCUGUUGCUGGGCCUCAGCCCGGACCGCACAACCAAACACCCAAGCCUUUUCCCUCCCAUCAACCCCCCCACCACCAUCCCCUCCACAACCCUCCCUACACACGAUUCAAGAUUCCCCUGUGGGCGUUUCCCACAGCCCUCGCUUUAAAUCAAAUCGGGUUCCAGCUCCUCAUCCCAGCUCCCACCCGGACGUCCCGCUAACAUUCCUGCAACCUCUGUCCAACGUUUAAGGAACCUCGGGACCCCACCACCUCGUCUCAUCUGCCUCCCACACUCUGUUCCAUCAGGGAAGUACACAGAUGUGCAAGAGACCACGAGCAGAGAGACCCAGCCCUCAGUCCGCAGUCCCAUGCUGGAGAUGGAAAUAAUAAAAGAAGAAAGUUCUGGCCACGGGUUGACUUUCUCGGUGCAACAUUUAUUUUCAGAAGAGAGCAUUUGAAGCCAGUGAAGGAAAUGUCAUCAUAUUAUUCAGUUUAAUUAUAUAAAAUAUAGUAUAUACAGUAUUUAAAUACAUGAAAUACCUGUUGUUCCAAAACGGUAGCAAUUUCAGCUAAAUCAUUGAUGGCAAUUUUGUAUUACAACUCAUUGUACAAUCGUUUGCUGUUUCUUACUGAUUAAAGGAACAGUUCGACAUUUUAGAAAAUAAGAAGCAUAUUUCACAAAAUGUUGGACUAUUCCUUUAAGGAAGUAAAAGUUGCAUUAUAAUGAAAAGACAUCCACGCUACUUUUUUUGACAACUCUGAUAUGAGAGUGGGUACCAAACCUUUGAUCACUCAGUUAAAGGCGGGAUAAAAGGAUCCUGCGUUCUCCUUCUCUCUUAGUUUCCAUGGAGAUAACACCCACAGUGCCUUUACCGUAAUACAAGUCUUCAUCUCUUCAGAUGCUCUCCUCCCUCUCUCAUAAUGCCCUUUCACUCUUCUUCUUCUCAUUUUCUUUCAGCCCCGGCGUACCGUCCACAUAUAACAUUCACAUCUCAUGCCGCAGGAUUUUAUGUUUCACCUCAGUUUCAUUCGUCUCAUCUAAUGUCUCUCCUCUCCUCUUGUUUUACCCCCAACCCUUUUCUUCCCUGAUCCCAUCACUAGCAUUGGGUCUUCCCUCUGCAGCACAGAUGACAAUUUUCCCAUGGUUCCCUCAACAGCGGCCUUUUCACAGACAGAGGAAGAGCUAAUUAUCGACGGCCUAACUCGGCUAACAGCAUGCUUUAUGAGAAACAUUUGCUCAGACACACACAAACGGAUGUACCAAACACAUGCACACACAUUCACUCAUACACAGUCAGUCUAAUAGCAACAGACGUCCAUUGUUGCCAUCGUAUUAAAAACACACAUAACAACACUAACGGAGCAGUGCGGCGCGCCUGGUUCUCAUUUCCAGCACACGCACACAGACAUAUACAGCCAAUUUAAAGCGCUCAGUUCAGAUCCACUCGGGCGGAGCGGUGGAAGCUAGCAGGCUAAUGGCAGUCAGCCUGUGGUUAGCACUGCUUUAAAUACGCAGAAGCUCGGUGUGUGAGGCGACAUGAUGCCAAGGCCUCUGUCUCCACUGGUGACAGACUCGCCUUCCACAUGUCAGGAGCGGUUUAUGGAAACGCUUCAGAUGGUUUUAGGUUUUUAAAGGUGCAACAGGAGCACUGCCAUUUACUAAAAAGAGCAACAGCUCACCCACAACAGCAAACAUGAGUGCAGUUACUAUACAGUAAAUAGCACAGUGUGUGUCCACCACCAUUGACUGUAAAUAUUAAUGGACAACGCAUCCGGUUUGGUGAAGUGCUGCGAAUGCGGAAGUGCCUUAAACCUGCAUUCUAUCUGAAUUCCAGCAGGGGGAGACACGUGCGGUUG
This is a messenger RNA of Perca flavescens (yellow perch), 3951 nucleotides long. It is a transcript of the gene dync1i1a, whose product is annotated as dynein cytoplasmic 1 intermediate chain 1a. Bases 396 to 2261 code for a protein of 621 amino acids. Lineage: Eukaryota; Metazoa; Chordata; Actinopteri; Perciformes; Percidae. Gene Ontology annotation, biological process: transport along microtubule. The record is from RefSeq and is a predicted model, not a curated record. Gene Ontology annotation, cellular component: cytoplasmic dynein complex. The transcript is spliced from 17 exons. Gene Ontology annotation, molecular function: dynein light chain binding; dynein heavy chain binding.